AUGAUGUGGAAUUCACAGUCCUGUGCAACAGAGAAUGCAACCAUUUUUCAACAAGGCAAAGCCCAUGGAAGGAUGUCAAACACUACUUGUAUUAUCUUCUUCUGCAACAGCUACAGCAGACUGGAAUGGUAUUGCUACUUUGUGAUUAUACUUUGCUUUUUAGUUCUGCUAAUAGGAUUUCUGGGGAACACAUUCACACUACUCUAUUAUAUAUACACUGUGAAAUCAUGGACCAGUAGUGCUAUAUUUUUAUUCAAUUUGGCAUUGUGUGAUUUCACUUGGAUCUUCCUGACUCCUUUUUCAGUCUACUACCAUCUACAGAAGCGCACAGUCUAUUCUACUCAACUAUUCUGCCAAUUUAAAAGAACAUUCUUUGACAUCAACAUUUAUGGCAGCAUCUAUUUUCUCACAUUGAUCAGUUUUGACCGAUACAUAGGCGCUGUCUAUCCUAUUCGAUCAUUGAAGUGGCGGAAUAAAAGCAGGGCUGUGUAUUGCACCAUUGCCGUAUGGAUCUUAAUUUUUACAGCAUCUGUUCCUGACUUUUACUACACAUUUGUGGUCCAAAGGCAAAGGGAAUCUGCAGCUUGCCUAGAUAAUAUGGGAGAACCUCUGUACUUUGUGGUGCCUUUCACGAUUUUCAGAGUUUUAUUUGGAUUCUUUAUUCCAGUCAUAGUUAUCUUUACAUGCUAUAUGUUGACCCUAAAAGCAGUACAGAAAAUGAAAAAUCGCCAACAGAGAAGACACCUCAUUGUAAAGCCCUUGAAGUUGGUUUCAGCUGCAAUGAUUGUUUUUGCAGUGGCAUUCAUUCCUUAUCAUGUCAUGAUGAUGGCAGUAGUAAUUUACAGAAUGAAUUAUCAGCUCAACUCUGACAAUAUACACCUGAUAUUUACCAUUUAUAAGCUCACUGAAAUCAUUUGCAGUGUGAGCAGUUGCCUAAACCCCAUCAUUUUUAUGCUAGCAAGCAAGAAAUUCCAAGAAAAGUGCAAAACUAUACAGUGCUCUCCUAAACACAGAUGCCAUUGCUGUCAAUCACGUAAAGUGGGGGAUAUUGCAGCUGCACUGUGA
Rhineura floridana is the source of this 1065-nucleotide messenger RNA. Its product is annotated as P2Y purinoceptor 1-like. The record is from RefSeq and is a predicted model, not a curated record. Gene Ontology annotation, molecular function: G protein-coupled receptor activity. Lineage: Eukaryota; Metazoa; Chordata; Lepidosauria; Squamata; Rhineuridae. Gene Ontology annotation, biological process: G protein-coupled receptor signaling pathway. Gene Ontology annotation, cellular component: plasma membrane. The transcript is spliced from 2 exons. The coding region runs from base 1 to 1065 and encodes 354 amino acids.